Phytomonas sp. EM1 is the source of this 3165-nucleotide messenger RNA. Lineage: Eukaryota; Euglenozoa; Kinetoplastea; Trypanosomatida; Trypanosomatidae. The record is from the annotation of a GenBank genome assembly.
AUGGAAGAGGGGAUUCAACAGGCGGUGCGGUGCAUCAAGGCGGGCAACCACGUCGGCUUCGAGGAGGCGAUGCGCGCGCUGAGGCGAGGCUGCGAUGCGGAUGGGGUGUUUGAUAUCCUGCGCACCGAUCCUGGCGUGCUGGAUGCCGCCUACAUUCACUUUGUCGGGUUUAAAUUACUUAGUUAUCAUCUCAUCUGCCACCCCGCUCUACGCUUCACACGGAAGGAAGAGGUACAUCGAUUUUUGAUGGAUUACGCGGAUUCCUUGCUUGUGAAGCAGAUUAACCAUCCCACGUGGAGGCCGGUUGUUUCGGAGUUCGCCGCCAGUUUUGCCAUUUUUUUGAAGCUCAGCUGCGUGGCGCCGCCGAAGACGGUGAGCGAAGGGGAGCUGCGGGAUGUGGUUCAGGGGUUGGUCGUGUUGACCUCCACCGCACACUCGUCUCCCGCGUUUCUAUAUCUUUGCCGCGUGCUCGUGCAGCGCGCGGUGGAGGAGUUCGGGCUUUUUGAUCCAAUCUCGCGCUGCCGCGGGCUGCCGAUGGAGCCGAAUCGUCGCCUGCGUGGGUUGUUCAACACGGAGGGGUUUCUGCCCCUUUUGGCGAAAACCACCCUCUUAGGGAUGCUCCGCUCGCCCUAUGAGAGCGAUCUGUCGGCCGAGGCCGGCCUGCGCUGCCUAAUCAGCUGUUUUUCCUGGCCGCUGCACGCGUUUUUCGAGGAGGAGUCCCCGUCCGAUGAAUCGUGCGAGCUCUUCGAGGUGACGCAUCCGAUCUGGGAGGAGUUGCUACUCGUCGCGGGGUUCCCGAACGCGGAUUUACCGGGCCCGCACGCGACGUUGUUUGAUUUGCUUCGAAUGUGGUUCGAUCAAGGCACUUUGCGCGGCGCCCCGGUGAGGCGGCGGCAUCUUGCCGAAAUUUCUCACCUACUGUGUUCGUUUAAGAACCCGAGGUGGGGGCAGAGCGAAUCCGUUCAGUUUGUGAGGCCGUGCUUUCACCUUUGUAUAAAUAUGCUCGAGAAGAUUAUCGCGACGAACGACCUGGAGGAGUUUCAUCUCCUCUCGCCGCUUACCAAUGGGCUUUACCGUCUCGUUACCAACUACACGGCGCUCUUUCUCCAGCCCUGUUUUCAAGACGAGUUGAUGAAACUCGCCGAGAUGACGCGGUUUUUCGUCUCCUGGGAUGCCAGCAACCUCGACGAGGACGUCAUGUCGUCCUUGGAUGAGGCGAUGAGUGCCUGGGUGGGGCUGGUGACCUUCGUGGAACGGGAUUUUUCAGUGAAGAUGGAGGGCACGUCGCUUCCGUUGUUGCAAACGUGCUGCCAUUCCAUCUUCUCCGAUUUCUUAUCCACCCGAACGAGCGCGUGCGUCGUGGAUGAGGACGAGAACGGGGUCUCCGAGGCCUUGACGAACUCCCACCUCGAUCGCAUCGCACGUAUCGCCCGGGGCUCCCCAUCGGAAUGCUGCGCAGCGAUCAUCACGAUUCUUCAACGCCUCAUGGAUUCAUCGUCGUCGCUUUCCGCUCAGGGCGUCUCCGCGGGGAUGAACUCCACCCUUGUCGAGAGAAUCAGCGAGGGGAUAUGGAUUGUAUUGAAGGUGAUCGGCUUUUUUGUUGCAGACAGCGCGGAGGGUGAGCAGCCCUGCAUCCCGCGGUGUUUUGCGAACCUCGCCCUAAACGAUGACCGCUCCCUUGAGCGGUUGAUGGAGUAUUUUUUCUCGUUUUACAGCCUUCUCUCCACACUCCAAAUCCGCAGCGUGGCGGUGAUUUCGGCCUACUCGGAGAUCAUUCAUCGGUAUCUCCGCACCUAUGUCGAGUGUGAGGAUUGCGUUCUGCUUUACGCCGAGGCGUUUAAUGGUGGGGCGCGGGUGGUGGAUUUCGCGCUGAAGUUCUCCGAUGCGUGUAUCCAAGGCUUCCCUUACGACUUGGGUGUGAUGCGCUCGGUGGGGGAUAUUCUCGACAGCAUUGCCGAUAAAAGCCCCUCCGUGUUGGCUUACGUUCGCUCCUUGCCGGAAUGCACACAUCUGGUGAGGUACGUGCAUCAGCCGCUCAGCCACCCCCUCGUGGGCUCCACACGCGGGCGGAUUCUCGCCUUUUUGUUCAGCUGCUCGCCAGACCACAGCCAACUUGGCAUUGGAAAGGAGCUGAGCUCAGUCCUCACCGUUACGAGCGAGAGUCCUUUGGAGAGAAUACUGGAUUGCCUCUCCACCUUGCGAGGUUUUUUUGAGUCGAUGAGCCGGCAGAACAUUAUCCAAGCCACGUUCGAUUUAUUUUUUGCCGCCAUACACAACGUCCUCCAACUGAGCUUCUCACGUUUUCACGAGCACGAGCUUAUUGUUGAGUGCGUUCAAUGCGCUCGGGUUGUGUUCACCGUCUGUACGCCACUUCUGGAUAAUAAGCGGAUCCGCUUGCUGCUGGAUUUUGUGGUGUUGGUGAUGGGGAAAUCCUGUGAAUCCAUGCAAACCGUCAUGACGUGGCGCGCCGCGGCGAACGAAAAGGAUCGGAUUGGUUUACUCACCGCGAUCGCGAAUCUCAUCGUUUCCGUCGCGCAGUGGAAUGCGUUGGAUUGUUUUCUUCCGGAGGACGACGUGCAGCCCUUAGCGAGUACCACGGUUGCUACCUUGGUCUUCCUACUGGAUAACAUGGACGCCAAAACGCUCCUCUACCCCGAGCUCGAGGAGGUUACCUUCACGGCGCUGGAUAUGUGUGCGGAUUCCUUUGUUUCAACCUUUGUCAACUCAUCCAGUUCAAGUUCUCUUCAUUCCGCCACCCUCUACGCCUUAUCGUCUGAGCGGAAGAACGCGCAAAGGGUGGGUAUCGCAGUUGCUACAAAAGUAUCCGAUUAUUUAGAGUCCUCCCACGUAGCCGACAAAAAGGUCCUCCUGGACUAUCUGAGUGCGAUAAUGAACUCACUGAUUACGUGUAAGUCUCCCACUUUGAAUUAUCAAAUAGUCUCCAAGGCGAUUCUAUGCUUUGCUAAGCGAAGCUCGUUGGCUUCCAUCUCCGGCGUAUUUGACUCCAUCUCAAGCCCUUAUCCAUCAUUAAGGCCCUUUUUCGAAUCGAUCUACGUUUCAUUGGAAAGUAGUAUCGCUAAUACUAACUGCGCAGCCGCCCAACAAGAAUUCGAAGAGUGUUUACAGACAAAUUUCUCGCUAAUCAAGGCGUUAAAUACUCUCUAA